AUGGAUGAAGAUCUGAUCGAAUAUGCGCCAAACAUUCCCGAUAAUGUUUUGGAGUUAAUAUUCUCGUUCUUGAAGUUACAAGAUUUACGAAACUGUGCCCUGGUUUGCAAAAGUUGGUAUCGGUUUUUAUGUGAUGAAAAUAAUGAAGUUUGGCGAGCGCAAUGUUUACAAAAAGUACCAACGGAAGCGUUCAAGAACGAUCUCCUCUCUGUAGUUCCGACAUAUAAAUCAAAACUUCGAGCAUUUUUUCAUGCCUGGAAUCCGUUUGAUUGUAGUCGUCACGUAUAUAUCAAACCAAAUGGCUUCACGCUGCACCGCAAUCCGGUGGCGCAAAGUACUGACGGGUCUAGGAGCAAAAUAGGGUUCAGGCAUGGCAGGCACGCCUGGGAAGUAAGAUGGGAAGGUCCGCUUGGGACUGUAGCAGUGGUAGGAAUUGCAACCAAGGAUGCAGCUAUUCAAUGCCAUGGGUAUUAUGCUUUGCUCGGCGCUGAUGAUCAAAGCUGGGGUUGGAACCUAGUAGACAAUCUCUUACUGCAUAACGGAGAUGCGCAUGGUAUUUACCCUUUGUUGAAUAAUGCACCAAAGUAUAAGGUCGGAGAAAGAAUUCGGGUGAUACUAGACUGCGACGAUAAUACCCUAUCUUUUGAAAAAAAUUAUGAAUUUCUGGGUGUAGCUUUCACAGAUUUACCCGAUAAAAUAUUCUAUCCAACGGUGGCUGCUGUGUAUGGAAAUACAGAAAUAUCUAUGGUAUAUCUCGGUCCGCCUCUGGACGGCUAACGAAUUUUCUAUACCGGAUUUCAUUUCCGUACAUAUUAAGUGCAUAGGUAAUUGCUUUGUUACCUCAAUCGAGGCAGGUCCAAUCGAAAACCAAAAUAGUCCUCAAUCGUCCGACUUUCUUGUAAUCACAAACGGAAUAUUUUUAGGAAAACAACUUAGACACAACAAAUUAUUUAUUCGUUGCUAUCGAUUUAACUUACGGUAUUUUUUACUUUUGAAUCAGAGCCUGCUAGUCAAAUAGAUUUUUUGGUGUAUAAUAAUAACCAACUACUUUAAGAGAAUUUAUAUAAAAUGGACCAAAGGAAUAGAUGGUUAUUUUAUAUCACACAAAUUUGCAUUAUAUUCCAUAUAUUAAAACCAUACAUGUUCUUUUAAAGAAGAUUUGUUACUUGUUUGUAUGUAAAUGUUUGCUGUUUUAGCAUUCUUACAGUAUGCAUUUUUGCAUUUUGGUUUGGUAAAAUAAUUAUUGAGGUAUUGUAUGUGAUCCACAUCCGACAUAAAUGUAGCAGCUUAAUGGAUGAUUGUAUGUGAAAAAGAAGAAUACAAAACUGAUUCCGCUGCUUUAUUUGCUAAUAUUAACAAAUAGAAUAUAUAUUGAUAU
Anopheles nili is the source of this 1378-nucleotide messenger RNA. It is a transcript of the gene Fsn, whose product is annotated as F-box/SPRY domain-containing protein 1. The record is from RefSeq and is a predicted model, not a curated record. Bases 1 to 777 code for a protein of 258 amino acids. The transcript is spliced from 5 exons. Gene Ontology annotation, molecular function: protein binding. Gene Ontology annotation, biological process: synapse assembly involved in innervation; proteasome-mediated ubiquitin-dependent protein catabolic process. Lineage: Eukaryota; Metazoa; Arthropoda; Insecta; Diptera; Culicidae. Gene Ontology annotation, cellular component: synapse; SCF ubiquitin ligase complex.